Molecule: messenger RNA, 2012 nt
Organism: Aphis gossypii (cotton aphid)
Lineage: Eukaryota; Metazoa; Arthropoda; Insecta; Hemiptera; Aphididae
Product: guanylate kinase-associated protein mars-like
Exons: 2
Coding region: 752-1771 (339 amino acids)
Biological process (GO): signaling
Cellular component (GO): glutamatergic synapse; postsynaptic specialization
Molecular function (GO): molecular adaptor activity
Source: RefSeq, a predicted model, not a curated record
AAAUGUACCGAAAUUUGCGCUCUCGUUAGCUUUUCAAGGCUGUAAAACUGUAGACGUUCCGUUCGGCAAUUGCUCUAUUUUACUUUCGUUGAUUUAUUUAUUACUCCGACCUAGGUAUUUUUUUCGAAGUUUUAUUAUAACUAAUAACCGUUCGAAUAUUGUUACCUACCUACACACGUGUGGCAGCCUAAUUUACGUACAUAAUGGUUGAGUUUCUAUAAUCGCCGCUGCUGCGGUGCACACAAUAAAUCAUUAUAAUCGUAAUAAUAGAUCGUUCGGUCGAUCGCUCGAGGGAGAUUUUUACGUAAUAAAUUUCCCGGUGGCGCGGCGUCUAUUGUGUGAUCACUGUGUUGUUACUGUUAUUGCUAGUGUUGCCGUCCAACACUGUAACUGAUUGUGGGCUCCAAGGUAAUGAUGGCCCUUGGGGUGUGUUUUGUCAACAAAGCUAACUUUCACGGUUCACUACCUCCCUCCUGUACGUCAUGAAUUGUAUGGGAUUAUUGUAAUCUUGUAGAUUGUGGUUCUGCUUUUAAGCAUUAAGGAUAUUGUUUUUGGUCAAAAAAAAUUUCAGUUGUUGCCCUUUGACGAAUCACAGUCCGGCGCUAAACAUUCAACACUAUCAGUCUGUAUGCUCAUCGUUUUAUGGGUAAUGUUUGCCCAUGCACAGUUAUCGUAGUAUGAAUUCUCUCUAAAUUCUAUAGGAACGAUGAAGCUGAUCAAGUGAUUAAACCAGUGUGCUAUCUUGACAGUGAUGAGUACCAGAGACGCAACAGAUGACCGCUAUAUUGACGAUCCUAUCCGAACGUGCAAAAAACCACCUUACAAGGUAAAGUCACCAUCGUAUGUCAACAUAUCUAGAUCUAUAAAUGGUUAUACGUCAUCUUUAACGCAGUACGAUAGCAAAAAACGCGAGAGUCGCUCUAGGGAUUGUAGCCCUAUCAAUGUACGCACAGUUAAUUGUAACAUGGAAGACCAAAAUAUUAUGACGAAAUGUUCAAUAACUGAUACAGUUGAUUAUAGAACUGAAUCUGCCAAUUCAAUAGUUGUUAACACAAUCCAAAGACUUUACGGUUCUAGUGUUAAAGUGUCACCUAAGGAAAAAAGAUUAAACAACAUUCCUACAUCAACUGUAAUACAAAGAGAACAUGCUGAUUUACCUGUCUUAAAGUUGCUCAACCCCCAAUUCCGGGCAAAACUAGUAAUAAAUCAUAAUUCACCAUCUCCAAAAAUAAAACCUUCAAAAAUAACUAAUGGUAGUGAUGUAGAAAUUAAUGGUGGUAAAUAUUUUAUUAAAUUAGUUAACUUAGAAUGUGAUACAAUAAAAAAAUUAAUAUCACAGGUAGAAUCUUUAUUACCAAUUGCUCCUGAAAAUGGCCAGGCUCGUAUUCAAGCAAUUAUUGGUAAAUCAAAUUUAUUAAUGUCCAAAAAAAUUCAGCAAUUCCUUGGUUUAUGUGAGAGUAAUAUAUCCUGUGCACACGAUGAUUUGUCUAGACCAAAAAAUAAUGAUUUAGAAGGGUUUUGGGAUAUGGUUAAAAUACAAGUCGAUCAGGUGAAAACUGAAAUGCGAGCAAUUAUUGAUGUAAGUAAUAAAGGUUGGCCUGAUGAUGAAGACCAAAACAAAGAGAAACCUAUCAAAACUAUUAAAGUAAAGACGAAAGCAAAAAAACCAGUUGUUGUAAAUUCAAAAUAUGAUGCAGCUAGAAGAAAAGCAAUUGAAGAACAGCGCAAGGCAAUGAAAAACUUAAAAAGUGAUGAUGUUAUAUUUUUUUAAUUAUAAACAUGUAAAGAUUAGACUGUAAUAUUAUGUGUUAAUGAGUAUUAUAAUAUUAAAUUAGUAAUUGUUUAACUUUUUAAUUUAUAUAUUUUGUAUACUACGUCACUUGAAUUAUUGUAAAAACAUUAUUUUAAAUUUUUAAACAAAUUUUAUGAAAAUUUAAAACAAAUUGUUAAUACAUUAUAAUUAUGUUGAUUGAAUAUUUUUAAUUUUUAAAAACAAGUGCACUUAUAAUAUA